This is a messenger RNA of Anthonomus grandis grandis, 5115 nucleotides long. It is a transcript of the gene KCNQ, whose product is annotated as potassium voltage-gated channel subfamily KQT member 1. Gene Ontology annotation, molecular function: voltage-gated potassium channel activity. The record is from RefSeq and is a predicted model, not a curated record. Gene Ontology annotation, cellular component: membrane. Gene Ontology annotation, biological process: transmembrane transport; potassium ion transport. The transcript has 16 exons. NCBI's taxonomy places the organism in Eukaryota, Metazoa, Arthropoda, Insecta, Coleoptera, Curculionidae. Bases 1 to 2247 code for a protein of 748 amino acids.
AUGUUGCUUUCAUUCUACCAAGAGAACUCACGAAGACGUUCCACACCUACCAAGAGAACUGACGAAGACAGCGGCAAUCAUUUUUGUUUCAGAUUUGUUUUGGUCUUUACGGGACUGGCUUUAAGUGUCUUUUCUACAAUAGAAGAAUAUGAGAAACAAGCUGGUGACGUUCUUGUAUAUAUGGAAUCCAUUGUUUGUACCAUUUUUUUUGUUGAGCUUAUUUUAAGAACAUGGUCCUCUGGGUGCCGGUCGCGAUACCAAGGCCUUAUAGGCAGGCUUAAAUUUUUAAGGAGACCUUUUUGCGUUAUCGAUAUUAUAACAAUCGGAGCAUCGAUUGUAGUAUUAGCUUUAACUAUGAAGUCUGGGGGCCAGGUACUCGCGGCAAGUGCCUUGAGAGGUUUAAGGUUUUUUCAAAUCCUGAGGAUGGUUCGCAUGGACAGAAGAGGUGGAACCUGGAAACUCUUGGGUUCGGUUGUUUAUGCACAUCGACAGGAAUUAAUGACCACAUUGUACAUAGGAUUUUUAGGAUUAAUAUUCGCUUCAUUUCUUGUGUUCUUAGCAGAAAAAGACGUACCUCAUACUAAGUUUAAUAAUUUUGCUCAAGCCCUGUGGUGGGGAGUGAUAACGCUUUGUACAGUAGGAUAUGGAGAUAUGGUGCCAUACACUUGGCAAGGAAAAAUCAUCGCAUCGUUUUGUUCUUUAUUGGGAAUAUCUUUUUUUGCUCUACCAGCCGGAAUAUUGGGUUCUGGUUUUGCUUUAAAAGUACAGCAACAACAGAGGCAAAAGCACAUGAUAAGGAGAAGACAACCAGCAGCAACCUUGAUCCAAGCUUUAUGGCGUUGCUACGCGGCAGAUGAGAAAUCAAUGUCAGAGGCUACGUGGAAAAUCCAUCAAGUCCCAUAUAGUCCUCCAGCGAGGUCAACCAGUUUUCGUCAUAAUGCAUCAUUCGUUGGAAGAUUGUCUACUAUUCGCAGAUACAGAAGUCAAGGAGGUUCCAGCGUGCAAUCUCCAGCACUGGCAGCACAAAAGAUCCUUGCCAGAUCUAACUCUUCUUCAGAAUAUGCUGGUAACAAUAGUGCAACCAACAGGGCUAAUUUAAAUGCAAUUAGCUAUGUCGAGGAACCGGCUGAAACCCGCGUUAACGUCGAUAACCAGGAUGAUGAUGACGAAGAACCUCAGCUUCUACAACUAACAAAUCAACACAAAGGAGCAAUCAGGGCAAUCCGCAAACUAAAAUACUUUGUGGCAAGGCGGAAAUUUCGAGAAGCAUUAAAGCCCUAUGAUGUCAAAGACGUUAUUGAACAAUAUUCUUCAGGGCAUGCUGAUUUAUUAAACAGGGUUAAAAACCUUCAGUACAGAUUGGAUCAAAUCCUCGGAAAACAAGGCUCCAAGAACAAGGAUGUCUAUGCUUCAAAAAUCUGCCUCGCAUCUAGAGUGGUAAAGGUAGAACGACAGGUUGAUGAUAUCUAUACUAAGAUUGAACAAUUCUUCGAACUCUACAUGGAAGAUCGUAAACACUUCCUUCAUGUUAAGCCUACUGGAGAUAUUGAUCUUACUGCUGUUCCUGUCGCACCAGAGAAGGGUAAAAAGUGGGCAUCAAACGUAAAACCAAAAUCGAUCCUGGUUGAGAAACAGCCAUCUGAUCCAAACCUCCCCAACAUCCGAGAUAUGGGAGGAAGCCUCACUUCUGUGCUGCGCCGGCCUGGUUUACAAAGAGGCUUCUCAGAUAGCGGGACUAGAAUUAAGAAAAGAGUUACACUCAGCUCUCCAUAUUCAUAUCCAGACACUUGUUAUUCCUCUCCAACAAGUCCAGAGGAGGAUAGCGAUAUUGUAACCCUUGUAGUGCCGCAAAUUGAGAAUAGGAAUAAAUCUCUCCUUACUGUGCCACUUGUGGAACCAUCUCGAAGUACACAGAGCUUGUCUAUUGUAAUUGAACCCACACCAUCCAGAAUAGCUGCUGGUGAACCAAUACCAUUGAUAGAUUCUGCAGAAGAAAUUGAUAUGAAAGAUUCGGAAGCUGAAACGUCUAAAGUAGAAAAUGAAACAGAAGAAGAAACCGAGGACAACGAAGAAGAGGAAGCUAACGAAACAACGUUAUUAUGCCCAAGCAGUUCUGCACAAAAUGAAAUCAUAAUAACCCCAAGUACUUUAAAUUGUACAUCAACGUUGGAUGUGGUAACUGAGGAUAUUUAUAUGACUAAUUUCAAAGGAUCCCAUGAUAGCAAAAAGUAUAGAGAUUAUCAAUGAAGAGAUUUAAUUUAAAUAGUGUGACAAAUAAAUACAACGAGGUAUUUCACUAACUGCGCCAAAUAAACGUUCGUUAAGAGUUCAGUUCAGAAAUAUGUAACAAGUAAUAGUGACCAUCAUACUUAAUUAUAAUAUUUAUACACACAUAAAAUGGAGAAUAUAUACCUCUGGCUACUGUAACAUUUGUUCCUUUCAUAAGGACUUAUUUUUUACUCAUUGAUUUUCCGUAUUUUGCUGAUUAAAUCUUCGCUCCAUCGCGUUAUAAUAAUGUAAAACGAAACCUCGUUCUGAAUUUUGAAAUUGCUUUCUGUGUAAUUUAGUAGAUGAAAUUUUACCCGUUGCUUUAUAAACUUUAUUGAAAUUUUUCUCGGUAAAUCACUUUUACCUCCACAUUUCAAAACUAAUUUAUUGCAUACAUUGUAAAUGAAAUUUGUGGCCAAAUGUAUGUCGUUCAAUACAUGCAAAGAACCUGAUUUUUUUGCAAAAACGCUAUUUGUUACAUAUUACCAACUACAAUGUUGGACUGAUAAAGACCCAACGAAAAUAUUUAUUAACGAUUUUUUAAAUUAGUUUUGUUAACUGUUUUUUUUGCAGCUUUUAUCAAAUUAAGGGUUAAAUUAAAAGCUAAAGUAAAAAAUGUUUUUAUUUAACAUAUCCACUAAAGAAGAAUCUAAAAGAACGAAAUGCGGCGAUCAAAUAAUACUACUAAAUCAUCAUCUUUUGACGGUGUGUGCAAUAUGAUACAAAGGGGUGAAAAACUCCUAUAAGUGUUUAAUCGGGUCAAAUAAUGUUAUUUUAUUUGUAUCAAUUAAAUUUUGGUCUUUUAAAUUCUUGGUGGUGAUUUUGAAUAAAAAUAUGCAGUUCAAGGCGCUAUAAUUGAAACUGAAAGUGGUUUUGAAAGUGGUUUUGAAGAAAAUCAACCUGUAAACUAUUUGGCAUCAAGUAAGUUUUGAGUAUUUAAUGAUAAUUAUUUUUAUGUACGCGCUUUAGUUCUCAAUUACUUUACAAAGUAUCCAGACAAAUGGCAAAGAAAAAUAUUCUGUUUAAAAACGAAUGAAAUACGGGUCUUAAUAAAAAAGAACUUAAGUAAAAUAAUGCAUUUUAUUAGAAAAAAUAGAGAUCAAGAUGCAACGAAUUUUUUUAAAUAAGAAGCUAUAGUAUGUAAGGCAUUUACUCCCCACCACCUGUAUUUUAAGCAUUUCAAAUUAUGUAAAAUCCAAUUAGGUAUAAGUUGAUAAAAUCUCAUAAUUAUUCAGUGGUAAAGAACUAGGAAAAAUUGCUUUUUUAACAUUUAUUUAGGGGUUGUAGGAAUAAACCCUUCAAAAUGUAUGCUGACAAAAAGGUGCAAAUUUUGGUUAUAAAUGUAGAUUUUUAUUAAAUUCCCAUAUUUUCAGUUUUUAUUCAUUGUAUAUAAAGUUCAUUAAAUUUGAAGCAACAUUUAUUAAUGACCUUUAAUAGGAGAUUAAUAGGGUUCGCUUUAAAUAUUGCAACCAUAAUGUCUUUCAUAUUUUGUUUUUACUAUAAUAAAACUCAUAGUAAUAUUUACUUUGAUUUCAUUAAUCUUUUAUCGAAUGGCCAUUAAAAUAUCUAUAAUUAAUCUACUUAAAAUAAGUAACAAUUUUCGUUGAAAAAUGGUAAAUUUGAUAAAACAUUAAAAACUUUUUUAAAUACAUAUAAAGUAGAUUUUCAUCGUAGCUAAUAAUAAUUGCAUUUUCUACAAUCUCAGAUUUUGCGAAAAAUUCACGUCAAAAUAUUGUGAUAGCUUAGAUCGGCAUUUUAUAGGUAAAUAUCCAAGCCCAUUAUUCAUACAAAAAAACCAAUAUGCUAUGUAUAUAAAUAAAACAUAUACCUGUAUAUAAGAAUAUAGGAAAAUUUUAAAUUCUUAAAUUUUCUUAAUACAGGUACUAUUAUUCCCAUUAGUACCUUUACACUACGCACGCUUGCCUAAAGCCAUUUGAGAUUGUAUAGAAAAAAAAAGAAAUUCUAAAUGCUAGAAACAAUUGUAGGAUAUAAGAACUGAAAAUCCUAGGGCACAAGUUAUAUUACGCUUAUUGACUUUAGUGUUAAAAUGGUUAAUUGGGAGUGCCUAAGAAUAGUGAGUGUAAAAAAGAAUUUUAGGUAAAUUUAAGGCUUAGCAAUUAUGUAAUUUGUUUAUUUAAGAGCAGGCUGAAUUUUCAGCAACAGGCAUAGAACAGUAUUGAAGUAAACCUAAAAGUACAAAAUAAUACAGUUUUUGACAAACCGAUUACGUAGCGGGAUAGACAGGUAUAGGACAUUUAACUAUCUUGACGUUAAAGAGAUGAGUUUCUAAAUAAAUGUUAUUAUUAAUUUAUACCCGUCAAGAAUUUAUUAUACAUUAAAUGAUGUGUAUUUAUUUAUGGCUUUGUUAAAUAAAAACACACGUGGACAGGUUUUAACGCCCUAUACCACAUAUAAUAAAUCAAUAUACGCUGUAAUUUAGAGUUUGAUGCACAACAAGCAACGCGCGCAUUUUAUUAAAAAUAACAAAAAAUAAAACAUUUUAUAAUAAUGUAUAUCUUUUGUUCUCAAGAUAAAAAAUUAAUGUUGAUAAUUUAUUUUGCUGCUCUUUGAUAAAAAAAAAACACAGAUGCGCUGUAUGACAUAAGUAAUCAUUUUAUUAGAGAAAAGUUAUAUAAAGUAUUAAAAAUUAUUAAUUUUUAAUUAUAUUGCCUGUGAUGAACAUAUUUCUAAUUAUUAUUUCUAAGUACUAAAAUAUACGAUGAUUUUGUUUUAGACGUAGUAAAAAGUUAAUAGUUCUUUCGAUGUUAUUGUUGGGUUAAGUUUGCUACACAGAUAAAUAUAUAUUAAAUGUAACUAUAUUUAAAUUAUAUAUAAGCUUUUUUUUAA